AUGCCACCACAUGUACCGCCCAUCGCGAAUGCUGCCUGUCCGUUCAAUCGCCCAGUUUCAGAAACUGAUGAGAUAGAAACAUUGAACUGGACUCGUGCCCGUAACUACCUCUACCAAUCACGUCGCCGUGCAACUCGCCGACAGUCGACGCCAUCGGACUUCGCCCCUUCAGACGGGAUAUCCAUUCCACGGCACAAUAACCGGUUUCGAGCAACAGUGACAAAGACUUCAUUCGAAACAAUGGACGAGAACCUAUCGGACAGAGAUCAAGAUAGCGUUACUAUUAAAGAGGACCGCCAGCAAGUCAUCAACAGAACACAUCCCUUCGGUAUCAGAAUUUGGAACUCACCACUCUAUCAUGAGGAAAAUCCAAAACCCAAUGGCGAGGACGGCUCAAUCUCCGGCCACGACGUCGGUAAUUGGAUUUUCUUCUUCAACCUUCUUUGGACACUGUUGUUUGGCUGGUGGUUAGGUCUCCUGGUAUUAUUCUGCGGGAUCAUCUGCAUGGCACUUUCAAGGACGCAAACCCAGCCAACAUAUGGCCGGGUCCUUUAUGGCUUGGCAGGAUUCGUCUUCUAUCCUUUCGACAAGUCAGUAAAAUACAGAAACAGCAGUCUUCACGUCCCAGAAAGCCAGAGAGAAGGCUCAACAUCAUAUCACGGCCAGCAAUUUGGUGCCAGCUCUGAGAAUGACCAACUCUUAUGCUACCCGAGCCUAAGUUACGGUCAUGACCAUCGUAGUCAAGAUGUUAGUCUGGGAGCUGAAACGACUACUCAACAACCUCUGGAGCCUAAAAACUUGCCCAAGUCUUCUCUUUUCCGAAAGCAAUGGAGCUUUGAGAGAACUAUGUUCACUCUUGUUCUAUAUUUUCUCCUUUUACCAAUAUUUCUACUCGUGGCCAUGGUCUGUUGGUGCUUGGUCCUUCCAUUACCCACGGCACGUAUGUUGGUUCGCUUGUUGAGAAUUGUCCGAAGCUGCGCUCUGCAAAUUUCGUUCGCGCGCAGGUCUAAGUCAACAUUAUCGACCAUUGAAGCACAGGAUACAGUUCUACUCUAUAGCUCCAAGUUCGUUGACCCCAGUUCAUGGAAGCAGUCUUUCGGUGGUGUCAACAUUGUUCUCAUCAAUCUAAUGGCGAUUGCCAUUUUGACAGCCUUUGAUUGUCUGGUUGUUUUCCAACUCUUCCCCAGCCAUUCGAUGAUCCUUUCACUUAGCAUGUGCUUUCUUGGUAGCCUUUUGGGCAUUAUUCCGUUAGUCUAUGUCAUUGGUCAAGCAGUGGCCUCAAUAUCGACACAGUCAUCUAUGGGCACUAGCGCUGUCGUUAAUGCCCUGUUCUCUACUAUUUUCGAGGUCAUAUUCUACUGCGUUGCUCUUAAACACGGGAAAAGCGAACUAGUCGAAGGCUGUAUCAUAGGAAGCAUUUUAGCCGGUGUCCUCUUUCUUCCUGGCCUGUCUAUGUGCUUCGGUGCACUCAAGCGGAAGACCCAACGAUUCAAUGCAAAGUCUGCUGGUGUCACCUCGACGAUGCUUCUCUUUGCAAUAAUGGGUGUAUUUAGCCCUACAAUAUUCUACGCAAUCUACGGUACCUACGUCAUGAAGUGUGGAAGCUGUACACACAGCUUGCCUGAUUCACAAGCACCUGGUACCAGUUGUCGUACGUGUUCUGUGACCCAACCGUUGGACUUGCAAAGUUCCCUUUACGACAAGAUACUCAAACCGUUCAGCUACCUGUGCGCUCUUCUACUCUUGCUAGCAUAUGUCAUCGGGCUGUUUUUCACUUUGCGCACGCAUUCAACGGUGAUCUGGAACGACGGUAGUGGCACGCACGUUGGUGAAUCUUCUAACCAGCGGCUACCGAUUCCUUUCCACCAAAGACACCAGAGACAAGCGGCAGACCUUCCAUAUGUCCAUCCACGACCUCCUCACCUCAGGAAGAAUCAAAGAAUACCAUCAUCUGGGGUCAUCAGGCCAACGAGAUGCGAGGCAAUUUCUGAAGCUUCUGAACUCAGUCAGGAGACUGAGCAAGUACUGGCAGGGACUCGGCUUCCCCGAAAUAGAGAGACAGCACCAAUUUGCCAAGAUACAACGCGCCAUGUCCCAAACUGGAGCCGAAGGAAGAGCCUGCUUAUACUUCUCAUGGCGACUUUGUUUUAUUGCAUUCUUGCUGUAAUCCUUAUCGAUGCCGUGGAUACCAUUCUUCAGAAAUUCUACAUCGAGGAAAAACUCUUAGGACUGACUGUUUUUGCACUGAUACCAAACAUAACAGAAAUCUGGAACGCCAUUUUGUUUGCCGCCAAUGGCAGUAUCGCAUUAUCGGUGGAGAUCGGCUCAGCCUACACUCUCCAGACAGCCAUCUAG
Fusarium odoratissimum NRRL 54006 is the source of this 2355-nucleotide messenger RNA. RefSeq lists its product as uncharacterized. The record is from RefSeq and is a predicted model, not a curated record. NCBI's taxonomy places the organism in Eukaryota, Fungi, Ascomycota, Sordariomycetes, Hypocreales, Nectriaceae. Gene Ontology annotation, biological process: intracellular calcium ion homeostasis; calcium ion transmembrane transport. Gene Ontology annotation, cellular component: endomembrane system; membrane. Bases 1 to 2355 code for a protein of 784 amino acids. The transcript has 3 exons. Gene Ontology annotation, molecular function: calcium:proton antiporter activity.